CGGUUGUUAGAUUAAUUGCAUGUUUGGUAUUAUUCGUUACUCCAUAGAAGUCGUUUUAUUUUUUGACAGCUUCGUAAUACAAAAUUUGUAGUGAACAAAGAAUUUGGCAAAAUGUCUAGUCCGGAACGUAUUUUUAAAAGUCCACCGCUAAAAGAAGAAUUGUGUGACGAUGGCCUCUUGUCAUUGGAAAAACUGGACAGAGCCUCACCAGAAAUGUGGCCUGAAAAAAUACCUGGCAUAACGGAUUUCAUAGCAAUGAGUGACACACCUAUUUGCACACCGGCUCCAGAGUGGACAAACGGUUUAUCACGAGAAGAUGUUACUUCUAUGUUAGAAUUGAGCAAACUAAGCCAUAAUGGUGUCAUAUUAGAGGUAAAAAACAUUUAUGACGAUGCGUAUCAAUUGGGAGUGCAUGAAGCAAAAGAAAUGACACGAGGAAAGUACUUAGGAAUAUUUAGUAAUGCAAAGAAAAAAUAAAAAAAAUCGUUUGUCAUAAAAUUAAGUAACAGAUAUAAACAUUGCAACCAGAACAAUGGAUAUGCUUGUCGAGUCCUUGACGAGUGUUUAUAUAUCUAUAAGUUCAUAAUUUUGUAUAAACAAAAAUAUUAUUACUUUUGGUAUAUUCUGAUAUCUAAUGAUUGUUUAAAGAUUUAGAAAUUUUUCUGAUUUACUACGCAAAAUGUUGUUUCAAAUUGAACUGAUUCAUAUUAUGU
Teleopsis dalmanni is the source of this 713-nucleotide messenger RNA. RefSeq names its product protein lin-52 homolog (gene lin-52). The record is from RefSeq and is a predicted model, not a curated record. Gene Ontology annotation, cellular component: DRM complex. Gene Ontology annotation, biological process: regulation of DNA-templated transcription. NCBI's taxonomy places the organism in Eukaryota, Metazoa, Arthropoda, Insecta, Diptera, Diopsidae. The transcript has 4 exons. The coding region runs from base 112 to 477 and encodes 121 amino acids.